This is a messenger RNA of Rubroshorea leprosula, 692 nucleotides long. Lineage: Eukaryota; Viridiplantae; Streptophyta; Magnoliopsida; Malvales; Dipterocarpaceae. The record is from the annotation of a GenBank genome assembly.
ACAAUGAGUUUCUGGGAUGAAAAUUGGUCCUUGAUAAUAAGGGGGGUAAAUUCCAACAUACCAUAAAUAUAAAGGGAUAAUUGGUACCAUACAGCCCAACAAAACAGCUACUAUAGUUUUCAACCAUCUACCAUUUCAGACACAGCAUUACUUGGUUAGCAUCACGGAAGUACUUUCACUUCAACUAAUCAUUUAAAUGGGAACAUAAACACAAUCAAUAAAUGAAAAAAAAAAAAACCUACAAUCCCAAAUUCAAACCCACACUCACAAAAGUGAAAUCCAAAAUCGAUAUCUGAAAAGGAAGAGGCGAGGGAGGAAGAAGAUGCGGAAGAAGGGAGAAAGGAACAGUGAAGCAACGCGGGGCGUGCUGCGGUAAUGUUAGCCGCAUUCACAGACAGAGAGCUUCUUGUUCUAGACCCAGAGGGAAGAGUGCAAGAAGCUGAAGGAACUUGGGUUCUUAUGGAUUUCCUCGUAAGCCAUGGCGAUGAAGUUAUCAACGACAUCGAAGCCAUUUUGGGUACUGUGUCUUCCUCCUCUCCUCUCCUCUACUCUCCUCUCUCGAUGGUCUUAUCCUCAUGGUUUAAUACCCAAUUUGGUCCUUCUUCUUCGACCCCUAAAUCUUCUGCAAGUCUUGAUUCUUUGUUCUCCAGACCAAAGAAGUCAAUUUCGUACCAUAUCAAUCGAUACAGUCG